This is a messenger RNA of Seminavis robusta, 1317 nucleotides long. Lineage: Eukaryota; Bacillariophyta; Bacillariophyceae; Naviculales; Naviculaceae. The record is from the annotation of a GenBank genome assembly.
AUGAUUGUAGCAUCCUCCGUCGCCGUGUCGGUAAAACGAGUUGUCACUUGCUUCAUUUUGUCGUCCUCGUCGCCGUCGACGCGAGAAAAUCUGCGCAUAGCUGUGUUUCGGAGGAAGGACACCAUGCCCACAUUUGCCUCUCACUGGGCAGGAAUCAGUGGCUCCAUGGAACAAGGCGAAGAACCGUGGCAAACGGCUCUCAGAGAACUACAAGAAGAAACCAAUCUGGUCCCCAACAAGGAGACGGAAAAUAAGCAAGGCCCGUCUUGCAUCUUUGUCCCAACGGGUGGACUGUACGUCGAUGUCCCCUUUAAGGAGAACCGAAAAAUUCGAGUCUAUCCGUUUGUGGUGCAUCUUCCACGGCCAGCUGCUAUGGAAAUGAGAGGAACCGAACACGACUAUAUUCAAUUUGUCUCUGUGGAGGAAUUGGAACAAUUGGAGCCCGCAGUGCCAGGCUUGGCCACGGCCUUUCAUCAUGCCACUGCGGGCGCGUUUCUUCGUCACGACGCCUUGCCAGAACCCGUGUGGCAAUGGUCCAAGGAUCGAGUCAACGGGGCCGCGUUUCUCGCCAGAAAGGCAUUGGAAUUGGCCAAACAGUAUCCCUCUUCCGCUUCCACAAUGACAAUGCUGAGACCCUCCAUGGUACCCAUUGUCAAUGUAUUGAAAGCAUUUGAGCAACAACAACCAGCUGACGACAGUGUAGCCGAAUCCAUUCUAGUGUCAUUGAAAGAAGAAGGGGACCGGUCGAUUCAACUGGGGGUGGACUGCUUGACUACUCUUUAUCAACAACAAAGCAAACAAAAUUGUGCGGCGAACGAUGACUCAUCGUCAUUCACUAUUGGCACCUUUAGUCGAUCAUCCACUAUUCUCAAGCUGCUCCAGAGAUUCUUGGAGAAGAGGGAAGCAAGAGAGACGAUCAACAUCCAAAUUCUCUGUGGCAAAAGUAUACCGGGGGGCGAAGGAGAACUCAUGGCACAGGACUUGUCCCAAGCAGUCGCAGCUGCUCCAUCUGCUGUAUCGGUCGAAUGCAUUGAGGAUCAAGACAUGCAGCAACGCAUUCGCGAUGGCAAAGUAAAUGUCGUAAUCGUGGGAGCAGAUUGUGUCAUGGAGGAUCAGUUUGUCAACAAGGUGGGCACAAAAGCGUUAGCAGAGACUUGCCAAGAGUCCGGGACGGCUAUCCUCUGCUGCACGGAUCAAUGGAAGUUUUGGAGUGAUCAAUUUCCUCCACCCUUGGAGGACAUUUUUGAAUGCAUCCCUCGGCCUCUACUCACCCACUUGGCUAUGCACAGGAGCCAAGAAAGUACCAGUGAUAGCUAG